AUGCCCAUUUCCAACGGAGACGCCAUGACCAACACCGCCGUCAACGCUCUGGACUACACCACGGCUCUCGAGGUGCUCAAGAAUGAGUACCAAGAGCGCGAUGGCAUUGACGUCAAGACACUCAUCGACUCCAAGAAGAACGGUGGCCUGACGUACAAUGACUUCCUCAUGCUCCCGGGCUACAUCGGUGCUGCGCCUAACAUUCAUACAAUAGGCUUCCCCGCCAUCGACGUCAACCUCGAUACUCCCAUCACGAAGCGCAUCACCCUCAAGACACCCUUUGUCUCUUCGCCCAUGGACACGGUCACCGAACACAACAUGGCUAUCCACAUUGCCUUGCUCGGUGGCCUGGGAGUGAUUCACCACAACUGCUCGCAGGAUGACCAGGCCGAGAUGGUGCGCAAGGUCAAGCGCUUUGAGAACGGCUUCAUCCUCGACCCCGUUGUGAUUUCGCCUACCACCACUGUCGCAGAGGCCAAGGCGCUCAAGGAGAGGUGGGGUUUCGGUGGUUUCCCGGUCACUGAGGACGGUAGCCUUCGCUCCAAGCUCGUCGGUAUCAUCACGCCCCGAGACAUUCAAUUCCACGACAAGCUCGAUGACCCCGUCACAGCCGUCAUGUCCACCGAUCUCGUCACCGCGCCCUAUGGCAUCGACCUUAAGGAGGCCAAUGACAUCUUGAACAAGUCGAAGAAAGGCAAAUUACCCAUUGUCGACGGAGAUUUCAACCUGAUUGCGCUCCUCUCGCGCUCCGACUUGAUGAAGAACUUGAACUUCCCUCUGGCGUCAAAGCUGCCCCAUUCCAAGCAGCUCAUCGCGGCGGCGGCCAUUGGUACUCGCCCAGAGGACAAGAUCCGCCUGCAGAAGCUCGUAGACGCUGGUCUCGACAUUGUCAUCCUCGACAGCAGUCAGGGCAACAGUAUGUACCAGGUCGACAUGAUCAAAUACAUCAAGGAGAAGUACCCUCAGCUUGACGUGAUUGGCGGAAACGUCGUCACCCGGGACCAAGCUGCUGCUCUCAUCGCUGCUGGAGCUGAUGGCCUCCGUAUCGGUAUGGGCAGUGGAAGUGCUUGCAUCACCCAAGAGGUCAUGGCUGUGGGAAGACCCCAGGCUACCUCUGUCUUCAACGUCACUUCCUUCGCCAAGCGGUUCGGUGUACCCUGCAUUGCAGAUGGUGGUAUUCAGAACGUCGGUCACAUCGUCAAGGGUCUGGCCAUGGGUGCGUCGUCCGUCAUGAUGGGUGGUCUCCUUGCGGGAACUACCGAGUCACCUGGAGAGUACUUCGUCAGCCGCGAUGGUCAGCUCGUAAAGGCAUACCGUGGGAUGGGCAGCAUCGCCGCCAUGGAGGACAAGAAGGCGGGUGCGGGCAGCGCCGAUGCCAAGGCUAGCAAUGCCGGUACUGCACGCUACUUCUCUGAGGGUGACCGUGUUCUCGUUGCACAGGGUGUCUCCGGCUCAGUUCAGGACCGUGGCUCCAUCACCAAGUUCGUCCCGUACCUUAUGGCUGGUGUCCAGCACUCGCUGCAGGAUAUUGGUAUCAAGAGUUUGACUGAGUUGCACGAGGGUGUUGACAACGGCACAGUCAGGUUCGAGUUGAGGACUGCUAGUGCACAGGCCGAGGGCAAUGUUCAUGGCCUGCACAGCUUCGACAAGAAGCUCUACUCUUAGGCAAAGGCUUUGGUAAGUCUGUAGCAUGCAUUGGAUCGGCGUUCGUUGGGUGAAUUCAAUCUUUCACGACUUCAGACAUGUGAAGACGACUUGAUGGAUUACGUUUGGAGAAUGGAGGUUAGACAGGCACAAAAGCAAUGAUACCACGAUCUUUAUGUUUAUACAA
This is a messenger RNA of Parastagonospora nodorum SN15, 1831 nucleotides long. RefSeq lists its product as hypothetical. The record is from RefSeq and is a predicted model, not a curated record. The transcript is spliced from 3 exons. NCBI's taxonomy places the organism in Eukaryota, Fungi, Ascomycota, Dothideomycetes, Pleosporales, Phaeosphaeriaceae. Gene Ontology annotation, cellular component: cytoplasm. Gene Ontology annotation, biological process: GTP biosynthetic process. Gene Ontology annotation, molecular function: IMP dehydrogenase activity. The coding region runs from base 1 to 1665 and encodes 554 amino acids.